Cannabis sativa is the source of this 1332-nucleotide messenger RNA. RefSeq names its product putative pumilio homolog 8, chloroplastic. The coding region runs from base 1 to 1332 and encodes 443 amino acids. The record is from RefSeq and is a predicted model, not a curated record. Gene Ontology annotation, biological process: post-transcriptional regulation of gene expression. Gene Ontology annotation, molecular function: mRNA binding. Gene Ontology annotation, cellular component: cytoplasm. Lineage: Eukaryota; Viridiplantae; Streptophyta; Magnoliopsida; Rosales; Cannabaceae. The transcript has 5 exons.
AUGGAAGAGCUCCUUCAAACCUUUCUUAAUUGGAAUCUUAAUGGUAAUCAAGGCACAUCAUCAUCUCACAAUAACAAUAACCAUAAUAAUCAUCAACAUUCUGAGCCAUCAUCACAUGAAAUUUUCUCUACUUCAUCUCAUAAUACCCCACUAACAUCAACUAACCCAAGUAGAGAAUUUCCUCGUAGUAAUUUGAAUACACAGGUGCCUACGUUCGUACCAAGAAGUGACUUAUACAGUCCCUCAAGUCCAAAUUAUCAAAGAGGUCGAAAUAGUCAUCAUGAUAAUGAUACUUAUAUUUUGGGAUCGAGUGGUCUAAACUCUGUAUUGCCACUUAGGUGCAUCUCUUUGGCUCAAGCAAAAGGCCUCAUAAGCUUGCUAGCAAAAGAUUGGCGCGGUUCUCAAUUCCUACUUGAAAUUUUAGAGAAGAAUUCCACUCAUGAAAAUGUUGAAAAAUUUUUCAAUGAGAUUAGAUACCAUGUGAUUGAGCUCACAAUGGAUCAGUAUGGAAAAGAUGUGAUACAAAAAUUCCUGGAUGUGUGCAAUGAGGAGCAGAGAACACAUAUUUUGGCCCACAUAACUGCAAAUCUAUGGAACUUUGUUGAAAUAGCUUGUAGCACUACAGGAAGUUUUGUUGUGAAAAAGUUGGUACAGACUCUUGAAACAAGGACUCAAGUUUCUUCCCUAAUGGUUGCGCUAACAGUAAACUUUGUGACUCUAGUCAAGAAUGAGAGAGGGUAUCAUGUUAUCCUUGAGUGCUUGAACCGCUUUACCGUUUUAGUUAAUAAGCACAUAUAUUUUGAGACUAUCAAGUAUAAUGUCGAUCUUGCCACUAACAAAUAUGGAUGCCAUGUUCUGCAACAAUGCAUCAGAAUUUCCGAUGGGAUGCUUAAGAAAACUUUGAUUGUAGAUCUUUUGGAAAAAUCACUAAUGCUUGCUCAAGAUUUAUAUGGAAAUUAUGUAAUUCAAUGUAUCUUGGAGCAAGAAAUCCCACAUGUCAACUCAGUUUUGGCUGCUCAAUUUGAAGGAAGAUAUGUUCACCUAUCAAUGCAGAAAUGUAGCAGCCAUGUUGUUGAGAAGUGUCUCGAAUUUUUCAAUUACAUUGAUCGCUCAAAACUCAUUUUGGAACUGGUUUUGAGUUGCCACUUUCAACAACUGAUUCAACACGAACUUGGCAACUAUGUGAUUCAAGUAGCUCUCCGAGUUUCUAGGGGCCGCAUACGCGAUGUUCUGGUUAAAGCAAUCAAGCCACACGAAGCAAACUUGCGCAACAAUCCAUUUUCAAGGGCGAUUUUUUCUUCGAAAUAUUAUAAGCACCGAUCUACAUUUUGA